AUGCGCCAUGGAAGGCCUUUCCUGGUCAAAGAGCAGCGCAGUGCUUCUCAACUGGGGGACAUACUGCUUGUGGCCUCCAUCACUAAGACUCUCUCAAGCUCAGGCACUCGCAACCUCCCCGACCCUCACACCCUUUCACUCUCCGAGCCUCUUCUGCUUCAAAUCCUCCGCGCCCAAUCCCUCCAGCCUUCCAAAAAACUCGACUUUUUCAAAUGGUGCUCUCUCACGCAUAACAUCAAACACUCGGCGCGCACCUACUCCCACAUCCUCUGCACCGCUUCCCGCGCCGGCUUCCUCCACGAGGUCCCUCAUUUGCUUCACUCCAUGAAAGAAGAUGGGGUUGUGGUUGAUUCCCAGACCUUCAAAGCCUUGCUCGACGCGUUUAUUCGUUCAGGUAAGUUUGACUAUGCGCUUGAAAUCUUGGACAUUAUGGAAGAGGUGGGUGCUAGCUUGAACACAGAUAUGUAUAACUCGGUUCUUGUUGCUCUGGUUAGGAAAAACCAGGUGGGUUUAGCGAUGUCCAUUUUGCUUAAGCUUCUGGAAGGAGGCUGCUCCUCCCAGGUACCCAAUUCCAUUGCCUCCAAUGAAUUGCUGGUUGCUCUUAGAAAAGCUGACAUGAGGGUUGAGUUUAAGCAAGUGUUUGAUAAGCUUAGAGAGAAUAAGGGGUUUGAGAUGGAUAAUUGGGGCUACAAUAUUUGUAUUCAUGCAUUUGGGUGUUGGGGUGAUCUGGGUACUAGUCUAAGCCUCUUCAAGGAGAUGAAAGACUCUAACUUGGAAUCAGUGGGUCCAGAUUUGCCUACUUAUAAUAGCCUCAUUCAUGUGCUCUGCUUGGUUGGGAAGGUGAAUGAUGCACUUACUGUAUGGGAGGAAUUGAAGGGCUCUGGCCAUGAGCCUGACGCCAUCACCUAUCGAAUUCUUAUUCAAGGAUGUUGUAAAUCUUAUCGAAUAGAUGAAGCCACCAACAUUUUUAGUCAAAUGCAGCUCAAUGGAUAUAUCCCGGAUACCAUUGUUUAUAAUUCUCUCCUAGAUGGGUUAUUCAAGGCCAGGAAGGUUAAUGAUGGCUGCCACCUCUUUGAGAAAAUGGUUCAGAACGGGGUGAGAGCCUCAACGUGGACGUAUAAUAUUCUCGUUGAUGGUUUAUUUAAGAAUGGAAGAGCUGAGGCUGCUUACACCCUAUUUUGUGACUUAAAGAAGAAGGGUCAGUUUGUGGAUGGUGUUACAUACAGCAUUGUUGUGUUGCAACAUUGUAAGGAAGGUCUGCUUGAGAAAGCGUUAGGGUUGGUGGAAGAAAUGGAAAGGAGAGGCUUUGCUGUUGAUUUAGUUACCAUAUCAUCACUCUUGAUUGGGCUGUAUAAAGAAGGUAGGUGGGAUUGGACAGACAAACUCAUGAAGCAUAUUAGAGAUGGUAAUCUAGUGCCGAGUGUUCUUAAAUGGAAGGCCGAUAUGGACGCUUCAAUGAAAACUCCGCAGAGCAGCAGAAAGGAUUACACACAAUUGUUCCCAAGUAAAGGUGACUUUAGCGAGAUUAUGAGUUUAAUAAACUCUGCUAACUCAACAAUGGAUGCAGACCUUGAUUCAGAGGAUGCCAGAGUUAAAGAUGAUGAUAAGAAUGUGUCCACCGAUACUGAUCAGUGGUCAUCAUCUCCAUAUAUGGAUCAAUUGGCUAAUCAGCUUAAGCCCAUUGACCACUCCUCUCAGCUGUUUUCAUUGUCUAGGGGCCAAAGAGGAAAGCUGAGCUUAGCUUGCAAAUUGUUUGAGAUUUUCAGUGAUCUGGGUGAAAACCCAGUGAGUUACACUUAUAAUUCCAUGAUGAGUUCGUUCGUCAAGAAGGGCUACUUCAAUGAGGCAUGGGGUGUACUCAAUGAAAUGGGAGAAAAGGUUUGCCCCACAGACAUAGCAACAUACAAUGUGAUAAUUCAAGGCCUGGGGAAGAUGGGAAGAGCUGAUUUAGCCAGUUGUGUUCUGGAUAAACUAAUGAAGCAGGGUGGGUAUCUUGACGUGGUUAUGUAUAACACCUUGAUUAAUGCGCUGGGGAAGGCUAGCCGGAUUGAUGAAGUAAACAAGCUCUUUGAGCAGAUGAAGAGUAGUGGAAUAAAUCCUGAUGUUGUCACUUUUAAUACACUUAUUGAAGUUCAUAGUAAAGCAGGUCGACUCAAAGAUGCAUAUAAAUUUUUGAAAAUGAUGCUGGAUGCAGGCUGCUCCCCCAACCAUGUUACAGACACUACUUUAGAUUUUCUGGGAAAGGAAAUUGAGAAAUUGAGAUAUCAGAAGGCAUCCAUGGUAGCUCUGCCUGAGCAAGUGGUAGAGAUUGUGGAUCCCGUUCUUGUUCUAGAAAAAGUGGAAGUGGAGACGAGCUCAAACAAUCGUGUUAAGAAGGAUAGGGCGAGGAUUCGCAUCAUAAUUGAAGAAAGCUUGAGUUCAAUUCUAGAAAUUGGUGUCGCUUGCUCUGCAGAGUUGCGUGGAGAAAGGUUGGAUAUCAGUUAUGCCAUGGCUGAGAUGUUUGAGAUCAGAAACGAAUAG
This is a messenger RNA of Prunus armeniaca (apricot), 2520 nucleotides long. NCBI's taxonomy places the organism in Eukaryota, Viridiplantae, Streptophyta, Magnoliopsida, Rosales, Rosaceae. The record is from the annotation of a GenBank genome assembly.